Molecule: messenger RNA, 1329 nt
Organism: Entamoeba nuttalli P19
Lineage: Eukaryota; Evosea; Mastigamoebida; Endamoebidae
Exons: 1
Coding region: 1-1329 (442 amino acids)
Source: RefSeq, a predicted model, not a curated record
AUGACCGAAAUUACAGUAACAUUGAAAUAUAAUAAUGAUGUUAUAGAUGUUAUGGCUGAAAAUACAAAAGGAUAUUUAAAUUCAUUUAAAGUAACUUUAAAACAUGAAACAAAUACAUAUUCUGGUAUAUUAAGAUUAUUUGGAAAAGUUACACCACAAAGCAUUACCAAGGUUUCAAAAAUUAUGUAUUUAGGAGAUUCUACAAUUAUUACUUUUCAGUUUCUUGAUGGAAGACAAGAAGAAAUUCGUUUAAGAAAUGAAAAUUUAAUAAGUUCAAAACCAUCAACAAAAUUUGCGAUAUAUAACACUGAAAAAAUUAAUGAAGAAGAAAAAAAAGAGGAAAAUGAUAUUACACAACAAACAACAAAUAAUGUUUCUAUUCUUUCUUCUUCUUUAGAAAAAAGUGAUGACUUAUUACAACAAAAAGAACAAGGAAUAAAUGAAAAUAAUGAUUUAGAUUAUUUAUUGAAUGAACUAAAAAUACAAAUAAAUAAACUAAAUAAUAGUGUUAUUCAAAAUACUUCUAGUUUAGUAGAAUUAAAAGAAAAUCAAAUUAAAGAUAAAACAAACAUUGAAGAAGUUCAAAUAAAACAAAAUAAUAAAAUAAAUGAAUUAGAACAAAAAAUGUUAUUAAAAUGUGAUGAAUCAUAUUUUAAUGAAAAAUUAGAUGUUAUUAAUACUACAAUUAAAGAUCUUACAAAUUCUAUUAAUCAAAUCAGUCAAAACCAACCACAAGAAUUAUCUUCUUUUCAAGAAGAUAAGUUACAUGAAACUCAAGUAAUAGAUAAUAAUAAAAUUGAACAACAAAAUAAAAAUUAUGAAGAUUUAAGUCAUCAAUUAUCAGAAAUUCAACAACAUAUUUCAAGUUUAGAAUAUGAAUUUGAUGAUAUUCAAGAAAAUUUAAAAAAACAAAUAAACUCAUCUCAAUUAAUUAAGGAGUCAAUUAAAACUGAUAAAAAAGUUGAAGAAGAAAAAGAUAUUAAUUUAACAAAACAAAACGAAAAGAAAGAAGAAGAUUGUAGUCAAAAAAAUCAAUUUAUUUUCAUCUUGUCAAAUUUGGAACAUUUAAAUGAAAAAUUAAAUAGUGACAUUUCUUCUUUUAAUUGUAUUGAUUUUUGGGAAGGAGUUAAAAGAGAAAUAAUUCCUAAUUAUAUUAUUCUUAUUGAUGAUCAAUUAAUUAAAUUAAAUAGAGAUACAAUUAAAUCAUUAUAUCCUACAAUCCCAAUUAUUUGUGCAACUUCAAAUCAAGAAGAAGAAGAUGCAUCAAUUCUUAAAUAUACAUCACUUAAUUCUUUAUGUUCUUCUUUAAUUGAAAAACUAACUUUAUAA